AUGCCUGAGAGAGUCAUUGUUGUCGGCGCCGGCCGUGAGUGCCACGACGAGGAGAAGCCUGGAACGUUUGGCUGACGAAACACAGUUUCCGGUCUGAGCGCGGCGCACACCAUCUACCUCGCGGGCGGCAAUGUCUUGCUCCUCGACAAGAACAGUAUGCACCGCUCGUCAUCGCAGCAGAAUGGCUCUCUCUAACCACGUCACUAGACUUCAUGGGUGGAAACUCCACCAAGGCCACAUCCGGAAUCAACGGUGCUUUGACCCGGACACAGGUCGACCACAAGAUCGCCGACAGCGUCAAGCAAUUCUACGACGACACAUUCAAAUCCGCACGAGAGAAGGCACGACCCGAUCUCAUCAAGGUCCUCACAUACCAGUCUGCAGGCGCUGUUGAGUGGCUGCAGGACGUCUUCAACCUCGAUCUCACGCUCGUUUCGCGGUUAGGGUAUGCACUUUCACACAUCGAAUUGUUUGCGGCAUUCGGUCUCUAACCAAUCUCGUAGUGGUCACUCCUACCCACGAACGCACCGUGGCCACGAUGCCAAAUUCCCCGGUAUGGCCAUCACAUACGCCCUCAUGCAGCGAUGGGAAGAGCUCUGCGAUCAGGAGCCAGAGCGUGUCGAGCUCGUGAAGAAGGCCAAGGUCAAGAGGGUCAACAUGGACGGUAAACGUGCAACCGGUGUUGUAUACGAGUUCAACGGAGAGGAGGUGACAGUGGACGGCCCAGUUGUGCUUGCAACUGGUGGUUACGCUGCCGACUUCACCGAGUCUUCGCUAUUGAAGAAGCACAGGCCCGACACAUUUGACCUGUCCACUACCAACGGCAACCACGCCACCGGUGAUGGUCACAAGAUGUUGAUGGAGCUCGGCGCCAAUGCCGUUGACAUGGAGUCCGUGCAGGUGCACCCAACUGGUCUCGUCGACCCGAAGGACCCCACUGCGAAGACAAAGUUCUUGGCUGCUGAGGCUCUCCGUGGAGAGGGUGGUCUCUUGCUCAACAGCAAGGGUGAGCGAUUCGUCGAUGAGCUGCAGCACCGUGACUUCGUCUCCGACAAGAUGUGGGAACAGAAGAAGCAGGGCAACUGGCCAAUUCGUCUCGUCCUCAACAGCAAGGCAUCCAACACCCUCGACUUCCACACUCGCCACUACUCUGGCCGUGGCCUGAUGAAGAAGAUGACCGGAAAGGAGCUGGCCGAUGAGAUCGGAUGUGGCGAGGGUGCGCUCAACAAGACCUUUGCGGCCUACAACAAGUACGCGAACGGCGAGGAGAAGGACCCCUUCCAGAAGAAGUACUUCCACAAUUUUCCUGUUGAGGUCAACGACGACUUCCACGUCGCACAGAUGGAGCCUGUGCUCCACUUCACCAUGGGUGGUAUCGAGAUCAACGACAAGGCUCAGGUCCUGAACAACAAGGGCGAGGCAUUCGAGGGUCUUUUCAUCUCCGGUGAGCUGGCUGGUGGUGUCCACGGUGCUAACCGUCUUGGUGGUUCUUCCCUCCUCGGAUGCGUCGUCUACGGCCGUGUUGCCGGAACCAGCGCGAGCAAGUACCUCUUCCAGCAGGUACUCAACCAGUCCGGCGGUCUCGCUGCCACUCGUGCCGGCCAAAUCAGCCUGCACAUCGACCCAAGCCAGCCUGGAAAGAUCUCGGUUGAGUGGGGCACUGGAGCUGGCGUCGGUGCAUCUGACCAGGACGCCAAGGUCGCAUCACACGCACAGAAGUCUGCUGCCCCAGUCAUGGGCGGCUCCAAGGACAGCAGUGAUCCAGGCAAGAAGAGUGAGGUCAAUGAUGUCAAGAACUUCAAGGUCCCGGAUGACGAAUACUCGCUCGAGGAAAUUGCCAAGCACAACAAGAAGGAGGAUCUCUGGAUCGCAGUCAAGGGCGUUGUGAUGAACGUCACCGACUGGGUAGACGAGCACCCCGGUGGACCCCAGGCCCUCUUUUCGCAUAUGGGCAGGGACGCUUCGGAGGAAUUCGAGAUGCUUCACGAUGAUGGUAAGCUAUUUCCUGUCAGAAGGAAUCCAACACACGACCAGUCUUGCUAAUUGAUAUUUGCAGAGGUCAUUCCCAAGUACGCCGCCGGCAUUGUAAUUGGAAGAGUCAAGGGACAGGAGAUCAAGUUGGAAUACUAG
Molecule: messenger RNA, 2130 nt
Organism: Lecanosticta acicola
Lineage: Eukaryota; Fungi; Ascomycota; Dothideomycetes; Mycosphaerellales; Mycosphaerellaceae
Source: the annotation of a GenBank genome assembly